Raphanus sativus (radish) is the source of this 438-nucleotide messenger RNA. RefSeq lists its product as uncharacterized. Lineage: Eukaryota; Viridiplantae; Streptophyta; Magnoliopsida; Brassicales; Brassicaceae. The transcript has a single exon. Bases 1 to 438 code for a protein of 145 amino acids. The record is from RefSeq and is a predicted model, not a curated record.
AUGACGAUGCUUCAGUCUGUCCUCUCAGCUAUUCCAUCCUACGCGAUGUCCUGCUUCCAACUACCUGUGGGAUUAUGUAAUAGAAUCCAAUCAGUGUUAGUUCGCUUCUGGUGGGACGACAGUAAAGGGGAGAGGAAAAUCUGUUGGGUAGCUUGGGAUAAGAUGACGAAGCCUAAGAGUCUAGGGGGUCUGGGUUUUAGAGAUGUUCAGCUUUUUAACCAAGCUCUACUAGCAAAAAUUGCAUGGAGAAUCCUAAAGAAACCCAACUGCCUCUUGGCUCGGGUUCUCACUGGGAAGUACUGUCAUAGUCAAUCUUUCCUGUCUACUGCAGCUAGGACUGAUUCCUCGCAUGGGUGGAAAGGCAUUCUAUGGGGCAGAGAUUUACUCCUAACCCACCUAGGGAAAGCUAUUGGCAAUGGAACGUCUACUCGGGUCUAG